This is a messenger RNA of Penicillium verrucosum, 1800 nucleotides long. RefSeq lists its product as uncharacterized. NCBI's taxonomy places the organism in Eukaryota, Fungi, Ascomycota, Eurotiomycetes, Eurotiales, Aspergillaceae. The record is from RefSeq and is a predicted model, not a curated record. Bases 1 to 1800 code for a protein of 599 amino acids. The transcript has a single exon.
AUGGAUGCUCUGUUCUCUACGGAGCACACUCAAACAACUGCCCCAGAACCACUUUCUCCUCCUGCCAGCCUAUACAACGAAGAUGUCGCAGAACGAAAUAUGACCCGCUUUCUACGGAUCCAAUACCGGAAUGGACUUGCUAGCUCGGGUAUACUUUCGGCUUUAUACCAAGAGGAUGUGGCCGACAGAAAUAUUGCGAAAUAUAGCAGCCCUGGCCGCUCUUUGUCUCAUUUAAGUUCUCGGUCAUCUCCAGCUGCGCCUGGUAGAGUACGGAUUCCAGAAAGCCAACGGCGCAAAGCCAGGAAGCGGGAUCCAGGGAAGCCUACCUGGGCGUCAGCAGAUAAUCUACGGACAAAGCUCUCCCCAGAUGAUGGCUCGGGCACUUCGUCUCCACGAUCACAGUCCCUCCGACCCCAGCGAUCUGCGCCGAGUCUGUCAGCGGACGAAGACUUUGUCCCACAAGAAGAUGCACCCCCAACUCCUGUCCAGCGCUUGGGUGUUCCUCCUGCAUAUAAACAAGGAAGAAGGUGGAGCAACACUCCUCUGCCUGAUAGCCCUACAAUCCCUAUCCCCAUGGGCGAUAGUGAUGGCGCCGAGGCUCCUUCGGUGCCACGGCCACCUGCUACAAUAGCUCGCAGCACACAAAGAUCACUCCCUCCGCCACAGCUAUCAGAGCCAGGCUCCAAAAAGAAUGCGCGGGGUCUCUCGAUCAAUACGCAGUUAGCUGCCAAAGGACGCCCCAAAAUUGCACACCGUGCCAUUCAGCCACCUACACCAUCAACCGGCGAAUUGAAGCGGGCUCCCAACAUCGCAGAAGUGAUGAACAGUCCUCUCCCAGUCUCCACCCCAAUCAGUCCUCCCAAAUCAUCACGCUUCAAAGCCUCCGACAUGAUGGACUUUUUCAGCAAGGCUUACAAUUCUCUCCAAGGCUCGCACCCAACUUGCGAGACGUUGCAGGACGCCAUAGUCCGCGAGGUCAAUUCCCAUGAGGCAUUCCGUCGCGUCCCCGUGCCUGCCCCAGGGCCUCCAUUCACACCCGCCGCAGACCAAGACGAGUUCAGCAACGACUACAGAUCAGCAAGCGCACUCCACCGAAGCCCCUCAGCGAAAAGCCGACUCAUGAACAAGAGUUCAUCCAAGCACAAGAGCAACCCAGAAACCCGUCGUAGCAUCUCAACCAGCGUCGGCUACGACCGCCUCCUACGGAAAGUCUCCAGCUCCCCCGCUCGCCGUCGACACACCGACGCCCCAGCCCCAACCCCAGGCUUCCUGGCCGAAUUCCAACCUCACGAAGAGCCCAUAAUCACCCGCCCCGGAUCCGGAGAGCCAAUCACGUACCUGGACGUACUGCACGCAAGCAGUGAACAACGACCCAUCUCAACCGGCCCCUAUGCAAGCCCUUCCGUAUCUCGCAAACGAGCACGCUCGGAAUCUACAGGAAACCUCGCCACCAUGGCCUGCUCGGGCCCUGAUGUGCUGCCGCCUUUGGCCCCCGGCACAGUCUACUGCAUGCAGGCUCACUCGGCUCCUUCGACUGAUUCCUCGCAAGAAGACAGCGACGAUGAUAUCAUUCACCUCCCUAGCCCGAAUCCACCGCCGCGCGUGCAGAUCGAAGGCGUCGACGAGAAUAACAUCCGCUAUGUCAUCGAUGCUGCCUCGCCUGACGAGGCACAGAAACUCAUGUACUGGCCUCAGCAGGUUCGUCGUGGUGCUUCCUCCAACCCUUACGGGAAUAGUUUGUCGCCGUUGUCUCGUGCUCGCAUGCAGCUGCGUGGUUCGCGCUCAGUUGAGACUUACUAG